Salvelinus fontinalis (brook trout) is the source of this 11360-nucleotide messenger RNA. Its product is annotated as purine-rich element-binding protein gamma-like. The coding region runs from base 373 to 1401 and encodes 342 amino acids. Gene Ontology annotation, molecular function: DNA-binding transcription factor activity, RNA polymerase II-specific; RNA polymerase II transcription regulatory region sequence-specific DNA binding; purine-rich negative regulatory element binding. The transcript has a single exon. Lineage: Eukaryota; Metazoa; Chordata; Actinopteri; Salmoniformes; Salmonidae. Gene Ontology annotation, cellular component: nucleus. Gene Ontology annotation, biological process: regulation of transcription by RNA polymerase II. The record is from RefSeq and is a predicted model, not a curated record.
CAAUUUUGACUUUGUGGCUGUAGUAACUAGUGGAACCCACCGAAGCAGCGCCCUCUAAAGAAACUGUCCGGGAGAAGUGGCAGAUGCAGGAAAGGGGGUAGCUAAGUAACCCGUCUUGCCAAGGGUUACGAUGAAAAUGGUACCAAACGUUACUAACGCUUGACCUUUAAAUCCGGACGCAGAAACUCGAUCAACUGAAUACUCCUAUCAGGUAGCGGCCAUUUCAGGUCAAUCCAGGUAUCUUUCAAAUUCAGCCUACUAUAGCAAUAAACUGUCUGUCUAGCGAAACUAAUAGGGUUACAUGAAAGACAGCAUGUUGGCUGGUAAUGCCAGGCAAUUUGUCGUGUGCUUAACUGUGUUGGAAACGAAAAAAUGAUGUCUGAUACAACAUAUUCAAGAGGGACGGAAAGAGACAGAGGAAGGAUUACAUCAGAUUCGAUGGCGAGAGGCGCAUAUCAUCAACAGUAUGUUCACCCUGGCAGUCAGCAGCAGGGCAUAGACAUUCAGGAGCUUGCCUCUAAACGUGUCGACAUCCAGAAGAAACGGUUUUAUUUGGAUGUUAAACAAAGUGCACGGGGCCGAUUCCUAAAAAUUGCAGAGGUUUGGAUUGGAAGAGAACGUCAUGAUAACAUCAGAAAGAGCAAAUUAACGCUGUCCAUGUCAAUGGCACCCGAUCUACGUUAUUGCCUGGGGGACUUCAUUGAUUAUUACGCUCAUAUUGGGUUGAGAGGUGGCCUGGUACCACGGCCAGAAGAGCAGAGCAAUGGCCAGGGCCGCCCGCACGACUCCCGCAGAAGACCGCAGGAUCACCACGCAGCAUCAGUGUCUCCCACUGGCUCUGCGGUGUCGGAGGAACAUACUCAUCGCGUCCUGAAGAGUGAAUUCAUUGAGAGAGACAAUAGAAAGUACUAUCUGGACCUGAAAGAGAACCAGCGAGGCAGGUUCCUCCGCAUCAGACAGACUGUCAGCAGAGGGCAUGGGGCCAUCGGUUACUACGGCCAGGGCAUCGAUCAAACCAUAGUGUUGCCGGCUCAAGGGCUAAUCGAAUUCAGAGAUGCACUGUCGCAGCUGAUUGAAGACUACGGCGAUGAUAAUGCCACGGAUGAGCUUAGACGAGGCAAUGGGAACCAUGAAGAAUCCACCGAGUUUCCCGAAGCAGCAUCAUUCCGAGUGGACAAUAAGAGGUUUUAUUUCGACGUUGGUUCCAAUCGGUAUGGUGUCUUUUUAAAGAUUAGCGAGGUAAAACAGCCAUACAGGAACACCAUAACGGUUCCCAUGAAAGCCUGGGCCAGAUUUGGAGAUAAUUUCAUUAGGUAUGAGGAGGAAAUGCAGCGAAUUGUCACCUGUCACAAGGAGAAGAGGACAGAGACUCGCGAGGACAUUGGAGAACAAGAGGAUUGACAAUGGCAUUAUAUGGCUGUAAGAGAGUUCUAGUGAUGGUGGGUUAAAACAGGGAUGGAAAAAGCUAAACAUGACAAUAUCCUAGAACAUAUGAAAAAGUAUUCUUAAUGUAUCUCUAUUAGGCAUAUGUCUCUUGUCAACUCGCACUUUUGCUUUGUUCGUGGUCGUUCCUGUUUCAAUCAUAAAUUUCGAUUAUGGCAUCCGUUUUGAAAUUGGUGCAGCAGGACGUGUUGCCUAUUGAAAAAUGAAAAAUUAUAUUCAAAAGGCUAAACGAUGAUGUAGGUCAUUUGUGUGAAUCAAAUCUUUUUUUUUCUUCAUUGUGGUUGACUGAGUGUGUGAAUGAAAGUACGUGUGCGCAUGUGAUUGUCUGAUUGAGGAAAAAAAGGUGAGACGUGAAAGUGUACACGUCCUGUCCCCCACAAACAUUGGUAGGGGGUUAAUGUAAGAUAUACUGCUGAAUGCUAGACAUGAUAUUGUUGUUUAAACAGCAACAAUAAUUUGUGUAGGUAGCAUUUCAUGAUUUCGUUUUAUAGAGUAAGGGACAGUUUGGUUAACGGUUCGCCGACCAUCACGGACGAGCUCUAACUCCCUGCCUAUGUCAUUACACUAUAAUCAGAGCCGGCUGCAGACAAUUAUCAGCUAUCAGGAAAUCAGAUUUUCAACAUUUUGAUGCUAUAUUUAUAAUUAUAUCAAAUAUAUGCAAGGAUUUUAUGUGCCAAAGCACUACACACAACCAAUAAGCAAUUCAUAACUGCAUACCGAAUACCGACUUCGAGCACAUCAUCAUGGUUUGCGUUUUCAACACCCCAUUCAAAUAGAGUAUGUCAAUCCGGGACAAACAGGGAAUACAUCUUUCCCUACUCAGUAUCGAUGGCUUGGCUUGACAAUCUCUGAAUGUCAUUUAACUUUUUGCUAUUUUCUAACUGAUGUUUCUUUCCAUUCAUGGAAUGGCCAAUGCGCAGUUUGGAUGCUGGAAUUGUAUUAGUUAGUGGAUGAACGUGCGCAGGUAGCCUACAGGAUACUUUUGAAGUAGCCUAAUCGGAUUAAAACAUUGUGACUGGUUGUGUUUAUUGCACACAUAAAAGGUAAUACAUUUUAAAAGUAAAAUUACAAAUAUUUUGGCUAUAUUGAAGCGUUAGGUUCUAGGUCGAGGAAUCGCCACUCGGAUCAGAAAGGAGGCAGAACGCAGAGUAAGCUUUCCUGAAUAACUGGGCUUGCUAGAAGCAUAGGCCUAUUCUGGCUACACUAUUUAAAACGACGAGAAUGAUGAUCAGCAACAGAUAGCGCAUCAGUAUCAGAAAUUAAAAUACAGCCUGACCCACAAUUUAUCCAAAUGGAAUGAAGCGUUCAAUUAACUGCUUUUGAGCAUUUAUUCAAAUUACAUUAUUACUUGUGCUUACUUGAAAAUAAUAAUACAAAUAUUAAUUGCAUUACGGUGUUGUAGGAUCAUUUUAUUUUCCCUAAAGCCAUACACAUGUAAUUAACUGUAUAACAGCCAGCAAUAAAAAUAAUAACAUAAUUGAAAGAUAAAAUUCAAGUUGUACCCCAUGUAAUAAUACUAAACGACCUUUGUAGGUUACAACACCUAGCGACCUCACCGUGAUAGUUGAGCCUUUUGGGAUUGUAGUGAACAGUGGGGCAGGGAAUAGAACUCAAAUACCUGGCGUGACAGACAAACACCCUAUGCAUCGUGUCAAUAGGGUUAACCCACUUGCUUGGAAUUGUAACGUGGCACAUAUAGCAAGGUUUGCUACACUGCCCCCUCCUUACUCGAAGGCACAUCCCUGUGCUUUGACUACUCAGCCCCCUAGCAUGUCUGAGCCAUCGCACAGCCGCCAUCCCACUUUUGACACUAGUGUAGCAAACUUUUUUUUUUUUUACCUUUAUUUAACUAGGCAAGUCAGUUAAGAACAAAUUCUUAUUUUCAAUGAUGGCCUAGGAACAAACGGCAGGACAAGGAUAUAAAACCGGUGCUGUGAUCGAAUACCCAUACUGACAUACUGUAUACUACAUACUUAAUGAUUAUAUACUAUUAGUUCAUUUUAGUAUACUGUAAACAAACAGUAGCCUUUCAGUUGAGUGUACUAGCGCUUUGCCUGUCUACUGGAAGUUGAUGCUGUUGCUAUGCAACCUCUUUCUCGCUUGUUAGCAUAACACAUGACUAGCUAGACAUUUUACGAUUUCGGGUGUGUUCGUAAAUUCAAUAUGGAGUGCCAGAGAGCGCUCAGAGUUCGCUCUGGGCGAUCGUAAAUCCAGAGCUUUGUCAUGUUCAUUUGUAAAUUCUGUGUUUUCAUUCUCGGAGGCCACACUGGAAGCUCUGAGGAGUAGGGUUGAUCUGAGUGUUCUGACCUCACAACGGUAGUCAAGCACCCAAGCUAACUGGCUAACGUUGGCUAGCUUGCUAGCUACUUCCAGACACAAAUGAGAGAACAUCUCACUCUGACCAUUUUACUCGCCCUAGCAGAGCUGUUUUUUGCUGUUUUCGUGUUAUCCAGAGCGUUGGUGACUAACUGUGCUGCUGGCAACAGUUUAGUUUAGCUUUUUUUUUGCAACGUUUAUCGACACCGGCCAUAGUCAACGGGUGUAUCCGCUCUCGUUGGAAUUCAGCUGCAUAUUUUCCGCCAUUUAAAAAAAAAUCUGAAAACAUUGUGAAGCCACCCCCAUUGUCUGAAGAAUUGCAUUAUAGGCCCUAAAAGCACGGAAAUAGUGUCCACUGCUUGUAUAAUUCAUAUUUUAGCGAAUUUAGUAAGACAUCCAGGGACUUUUGGCAUGCUAACUAUGACCAUACUAUGAAAAAUAAGCAUACUACAUACUCAAUUUACAUCACACGUAUGGUUAGUGCGGUUAGUAUGAGUAUUCGAACACAGCUAUGGUCACUGGCUUGAAGGCCAAACACGCUAUGCAUUGUGCCAAUAGGGGUAACCCACUUAGUCAGAAUUGUAUCAGGGCUCAUAUAGCGAGGAUUGUGAUAGUAUAAUGGUUUCGGAAUGACAGUCGUAGGGACCAGGGCUUGAGUCUCAGUCAGGGUACCCCCUAAUCCACUAUAUUGGUAUCAGCCAGGUGUUGCAGAGCACCCUUGAAAGCAUGUCCCAGCCAAGUUUUAGCCAUAGUACAUUUGUGUUAGGCUAGCAGUGUUUCUGUCAGGUUUCUGUACUCAACCUGGUUUCAGAGCAUUUUGUAUUAUUCUGUACGUAAAUCCGAGACACUCCAUUUAGUAUGAUAUGUUACCUUUGGUAUGGUUACAUAAGGCAUAUGGUUACUAAAGGCAAAAAUAACCGGUGGAUGGGUAGGCGAAUAAGACAAACGUCUAGCAACCCAAAGGUUGUGAGUUCAAAUCUCAUCACAGACAAUUUUAGCUUGAUGUGCAGUUUCUGUAGAGAUAAAUCAGAUCAAGCCUGAACUGUGCGAUGUGGUAGGGAGUUGUAAUUUCCAACAGGCCAAUAUUCUACAUAGUUUAGAGCAGGAAACAUGGUAAUUAACUACAAUGACCAUAAUCCAUUGGGCGCCCACUUAAACCUGUCCGGUCUGUGCGGAGCGAGACACAGAGAUUGAGAGAAGAGAGAACAAGAGGUAUAGAAAGCAGUUGCUUAGUGAGCCUGAUAAUACAUGAUCUAAGUGAUUGAUAGUUGGUAUUUAGCAGUAAUAAAAGUAUGCCUUAUUUACUUUGAAGAACUACUAAAGUAGUGAGUUUGUCAGACAUCAUAGGCAGCAGCUCUAUCUGAGGACUUAGUAUUAUUUGAUGACUUUGAUUUCAUUCUAAUAUUUUAUUAAAGUAAAGUAAUGUGAUUAAAUUAUGGUUAAUAGGUGAUACGCAGUAAUGGGCAGUCACUACCAUCAUGGGGACUUAAAAAAAAGAUUUAUGUGUUACAGCAUUCAACCCACAUAUUGCAUAGUGCAUUUAAUGUAAAAAAAUAUUAUCAAAAUCGAAAACCAUGAUUAUUUUUUAACAAUCGAACCGAAAACCGAACCGACCUCAAAAAGCACUAAUCGCUCAGCACUAGAUAUUUACACAUUACUUUAAGUGAAAACAUAAUUUCUCCUCACAUGGAUUUUUGAUUAUCUGCCGUACUAUAUUUUUAGUUUCAAGUCAUGCUGACACUUGUGGCGCUAUAGAAAGGAGCAUCGCUCCCAACACCGAUCAUCUUUAUUGAUAUAGGCUUUGUUGCCUACUUUGUAAUAGUCUCAACACAUGUAGAGGCUGGUUAGACAGCAGACAGUUGAAAAAUGUGCCCUUGUCACAUGCCCAAAUGAGGUCUUUGAAAAAGACAGGUGAUAUUCUGUUACAAACUUCCUCCACAUCUAAUUUGUUGCCACAUUUUAGACCCCUGGAGCUUUAUUAGACCAUUUUUAUAAUUUAGGGGCUGUGUCCAGGAAACAGCACCAUAGACUUAUUGCCAGAUAAGGUGAUGGGGCUGAUAUGUUCAGUGACAUAAAAUGUCCUACGCUGAUGACCUAAUCCAUACAUCUUAUUAGUCUAAACAUCUCUUCAUAUGUCUGAGUGCCAGACAAACAAUCUUGCAGUACAAGUAAGGCCUUAACAUCUUGCUUAAACAGGGCUUCAAUUCAAAUGGUUUGUUCUAGUUUUAACCAACGUUCUGUGCCGAAACUCAAAUUUGAACUUUCCCUUGCAUCUGGUGACAAAGGAUGUAUGAAAUAGUCUGACAGACUGUUCAUAUUUCUUAGUUUUCUUUUUGGCUACAACUCCCUAGCAACUGUGCCCCUUGCGUUACAGGGUCUAUAAAACAGCGAUUCUUCUGCAGAGCUGAAAUUGACCAAUUUAAUUUGCUGUACAUUUAGCUCGCCAUAUGUUUGUUCCGCAUGGAAGAUCCAUUGAGGAGAGAUGAACCAAAUAGAACAGUCAGAAUGCAUCAUACUCAUGCUACUUUCUGUGUUAAGACAUAUUGUAGUUUCCACAAGAACGGAGUUGACUAAAUCUGAAGGGAAGAGGUACUGUGUAUAUGAUUAAAAAAAAGGAUUGGUCAAUAACAAAAUAGGCACGGUUAAAAAUCAUUGCCUCUAAAACAAAACUUGAUAUUAUGAUUUUUGAUAUCUUAAAGACAUAUAGUAGUUUCCUCAUGAAUGCAGUUGACUGAAUUUCGAAUCUCAAGGGAUGAGGUACUGUGUAUAUGAUGAAAAAAGAGUCAAUGACAAAAAAGGGGUUAAACUUGAUUAUGAUUUUUUUUCUAUCUUAAAUAAAGACUGUUGUUUUUUUUAUUUUGUAUUAUUAGAGGUGUCAAUCCAAACUUUUUUAUUUAUGGAAAAAAAUAUAUAUAUAUUUAACCAGGUAGGCUAGUUGAGAACUGUUCUCAUUUACAACUGCGACCUGGCCAAGAUAGAAGCAAAGCAGUGUGACAAAAACAACAACACAGAGUUACAUAUAAACAAAUGUACGGUCAGUAACACAAAAGAAAAAUAGAAAAAUCUAUGUACAGUGUGUGCAAAUGUAGAAGAGUAGGGAGGUAGGCAAUAAAUAGGCCCUAAAGGCAAAAAUAAUUAGAAUUUAGCAUUAAUACUGGAGUGAUAGAUGUGCAGAUGAUGAUGUGUAAAUAGAGAUACUGAGGUGAAAAAGAGCAAGAGGGUAAGUAAUAAUAUGGGGAUGAGGUAGUCGGUGUGCUAUUUACAGAUUGGCUGUGUACAGGUACAGCUUUCCAAUCUUUGGGGAUCUCAGAAGAUACAAAAGAUAGGUUGAAUAGGCUAGUAAUAGGGGUUGCAACAAUUUUGGAGGAUAAUUUUAGAAAGAGAGGGUCCAGAUUGUCCAGCCCAGCAGAUCUGUAGGGACCCAGAUUUUGCAGUUCUUUCAGAACAUGAGCUGUCUGGAUUUGGGUGAAGGAGAAGUGGGGGGGGGGGGGGCAAGUUGCUGCAGGGGGUGCUUAGAUGUUGGCCAGGGUACAGGUAGCCAGGUGGAUAGCAUGGCCAGCCGUGGAAAAAUGCUUAUUGAAAUUAUCGAUUAUCGUAGAUUUAUCGGUGGUGACAGUGUUUCCUAUCCUCAGUGCAGUGGGCAGCUGGGAGGAGGUGCUCAUAUUCUCCUUGGACUUUACAGUGUCCCAAAACCUUUUGGAAUUAGUGCUACAGGAAGCAAAUUUCUGUUUGAAAAAGCUAGCCUUAGCUUUCCUAACUGAUUGAGUAUAUUAGUUCAUGACUUCUCUGAAAAGUUGCAUAUCGCGGCGGCUAUUCGAUGCUAAUGCAGAAUGCCACAGGAUGUUUUUGUGCUGGUCAAGGGCAGUCAAGUAUGGGGUGAACCAAGGGCUAUAUCUGUUCUUAGUUCUACAUUUUUUGAAUGGGGCAUGUUUAUUUAAGAUGGAGAGGAAAGCACUAUUGAAGAGCAACCAGGCAUCCUAUGCUGACGGAAUGAGGUCAAUAUCCUUCCAGGAUACCCGAGCCAGGUCGAUUAGAAAGGCCUGCACGCUUAAGUGUUUUAGGGAGCAUUUGACAGUGAUGUGAUCGUUUGACCACGGACCCAGUACGCACGCAGGCAAUAAGGCAGUGAUCGCUGAGAUCCUGGUUGAAGACAGCAGAGGUGUAUUUAGAGGGCAAGUUGGCCAGGAUGAUAUCUAAGAGGGUGCCCAUGGUUACGGAUUUAGGGUUGUACCUGGUAUGUUCCUUGAUGAUUUGUGUGAGAUUGAGGGCAUCUAGCUUAAAUUGUAGGACGGCCGGGGUGUUAAGCAUAUCCCAGUUUUGGUCACCUAGCAGCACGAACUCUGAAGAUAGAUGGGGGACGAUCAAUUCACAUAUGGUGUCCAGGGCACAACUGGGGGUUGAGGGGGGUCUAUAACAAGCGGCAACGGUGAGAGACUUAUUUCUGGAGAGAUUCAUUUUUUAAAUUAGAAGCUCAAACUGUUUGGGUACAGACCUGGAAAGUAAGGCAGAACUCUGCAGGCUAUCUCUGCAGUAGAUUGCAACUCCGCCCCCUUUUGCAGUUCUAUCUUGUCGGAAAACGUAAUAGUUAGGGAUGGACAUUUCGGGAUUUUUGGUGGCCUUCCUAAACCAGGAUUCAGACAGGGGUAGGACAUCCGGGUUGGCGGAGUGUGCUAAAGCAGUGAAUAAAACAAACUUAGGGAGGAGGCUUCUAAUGUUAACAUGCAUGAAACCAAUGCUUUUACGGUUACAGAAGUCAUCAAAAGAGAGCACCUGGGGAACGGGAGUGAUUGCGGGGGCUGCAGGGCCUGGGUUAACCUCUGCAUAACCAGAGGACAAAGGAGGAGUAGGGUAAGAGUACGGCUACAGGCUAAAAGAACUGGUCGUCUAGUGAUUUUGGAACAGAGAGUAAAGGGAGCAGGUUUCUGGGCGCGGAAGAAUAGAUUCAAGGCAUAAUGUACAGACAAGGGUAUGGUAGGAUGUGAGUACAGUGGAGGUAAGCCUAGGCAUUGAGUGAUGAUGAGAGCAGUUUUGUCUCUAGAGGCACCAUUUAAGCCAGGUGCAGUCACCGGAGGCUCUACAGUGAAUUAAGACAAAAAUUACUAACCAAAACAGCAAUAGACAAGGCAUAUUGACAUUAGGGAGAGGCAUAAAAAAGAAGUACAUGAAAAGCACAAGAAUAUUCAGGUGUGUUUUAUUUGAAUUAUCUAAUGUGUGGUAUGGAAAUUCCAUUUGACUGAUUUAAUUUAUUCUAACGGGAAAAGUUUAACAACUCAUUAUAGAAAAAUCAUUCAAAGCACAACUUUCCUUGAAAAUUAGUUUGUUCCCACAUGCUUUAAUUUCUAUCAAUAUUUUAGAGUGCCCAGUGAUUUUGUAUUUGAGAUUAAGGCUUUAAUGAUGAUCACAGAACCUUUGGGGCAAAUCUUGCCUGCAUCAUGUAUAUCUCUAAAAACAAAGGCUUUUUUCUCUCUUGGAGAUGGAGAGAGAAUAUGAAGGGGGAUGCACAGAUCUUUGCUCUUCGAAACACAAGCCUCCUUUAAGAAAGCACUUUAAAAAACAGCACUUUACUCUGCUGCUUCUUACUCAAUUCACAUGGAGCGACCACAUGAUCCAUGCAUAUUGGUUUAAACUUUGAAGUGACAAUCAUGCUCUUAUAUUGCCACACCAUGAAGCUAAUCUUCGCCUAGAUGUUGAUAUCAUCCAUUUUAACCUCAAAAGAGCUGCACCUUGAGAUAAGCUGACUCAGAUAGUGGCCCUGAAGUCAAUAGCCUACCCUUCAUCUUUACGUUUUAUUUCACCUGAACCACUGUGACACUUUUGAAAUAAGGUCAAAAUCUUACAGUGUUAUGGCUUUCCGAUGCUAUUGUUUUGUCUACUUGUUGUAGUAAUAACGGCAGCUAGCAAUGUCAAAUGGAGUUGAUAUCUACCCUAAAUUCUGUUUUUUCUUCACAAUUUAAGUGAAUAAACUUGUGCUUUUUGGGGGGUGGUAUGUAGCUUAGUGGUCAAAUUUGGACUGUUAUCAUCUAAACAAAAGGUUUCUAACCUUUAAGCCUUGGAACUUCUUUACAAUUUGAUUCUAUUGUAUUUUAUUUGGGUGAUGAUUUUUCUUCGUUUUUAGAACAAAGGUAUGUUUGGAAAAUGGAAAAGAUGACCUGUCAGUCUGGUGAAAGAAAUACGAGGGAGAUGUUUAUUGCAACAGAUUUCUAUUGCAUGAAACACCAAGGAUGUUCAAGCAUCUUUAGGAGAUUAUAGUAUCCGAAGCAUAGGCUACUUAGCACUCAAGCGCCACAAAACACUACUAACCACCUAACUGCAGUAGUGUCAACUAAAAGAAGAAGAAAAAAAAAUGGAGUUCAGGCUUCACUUCAGAAAUGUGAGGACAUCUUUUAAAUGUGUUACUAAUUUAUAGUUGGUGUAUGUAGUGUGCUGUGAGAAGUAUGGGUAUUGAAGAAGCUUUGUUGGUUUUGUUUAUCUUUGUGUUUAUCAUGCCAUUUUUGCAGUAGAAUUUAAAACUAAAUGUCUAUGGUAAUGAUAUAAAAAAAAAUGAAAUGGUGAAGCAGAAAAGUUUCGUGUAUCUUUGGAUAAAUGUAAUGUUAAAACAUUAGCGUGUCCUGUAGUUCCGUAGAAUAUUAGAUGACUCAAAACAAGAAAGCAAUUGUUCUGUAUUCUAGAACUUUCUGUAACAUGUGUACUGUAUUAUUUCAUGUUCUACAUGUAUGGUACUGUAUGACUAUUCAUUCAAUGCCUUGUAAUGUUUGUAAAAGGUUGCAAUGUUUAGAAAACCAAUCUGAAAAAAACCCAAGUGUAUGCAUGCCAACAGUUGGGUCCUAAACUGAAAACGGUAAAAAAUGAACUAAAAAAUGGUGCUAUAACAUAUGAAGGUGCUAUAACAUAUGAAGGUGCUUAUAUGGACCCCAGAUGCAUGCAUGCAAAUAGGAAAUGUCAUGUUUAUACAUGUUGUGCAGUCAUCAAAUGACUCACAAGAUGUCCUCCCAGAACACAAAUGGUAUAGUGUAACUGUAAAUACUGUCAAUGGAAGCCUCAUCACCUAUCAAGACAUUUACUACCAACACUUGGCCACCAGUUUGCACUGGCCCCAGGGAGAGUCUGUCAUUACUACAGCAUUGAUCAAAUGAUGUUUUGCUAUCAACAAAACACAUCCCUACAGACAGACGGGAGACAGAUAGAGACCUGUAUCUCCUGCAGCUUUGGAGGCAGUCAGUCCCAAGGUGGCUGAUACUUUCGGUAAAGGAAAUAGAGAUUGCAUCAGUGAUGCCAAUUUACUGUUACACUCCCUUUGUGAUUAUGCACCAAAAGAUCUAUAGACAAUCUAAUUAUGUAUUUGUUUAGGCUUUUGAUUCAAAUGUUUAUGUCUUUGAACCGCUUUUACAUGUAGCACGGGUUGGAGAGGGCAAAGCUAAAGAUAAUGCAGUCUUCAAAAGGUUGUGAUGCGCUCUUGGGAUUGUCAUGGGAUCAGAUAUUGCUUUGAAGGGUAAACAUGAUGUAUUGCUUUGAGGGGUAAACAUGAAAAUGUGGUAGUUUUACAGUUGUAUUAACCAUCAUUCUUUUAAUUUUAUUUUUCAAUAAAAGUUUGACCAGAUUAA